AAGGUAUUGAAAGAGUCUCCUCUGGAGUAAAUCCCUCUCAAUCUGAUCAGUGUGUACAACUCGACUGCGUGCGCGUGGACGCUCAAGCGACAAAAACAUCAGAUUCAGCCGAAAAAUCAGUGAAGGAACUAGAAAUCAAUCCUCUACGCUGACAAUGGACUUUUGACUCGAAUGAUUAGUAGUAGGUCAUUAGGAUGGAGAUGAUGAGGAAGAUUUGUCGUCCAUUCUUCGUCCUCCUCUCUCUACUCCUCCUUCCUACGUCUUCCACUUCUGACUUCCACGCCGCACAGCCACGCUUCGUGUGCACCCCUAUUCCGGCGGACGCGGACCCCGCCUGCUUCCCCGCAGCGGGGCCGGGAGCAGCGGGAGCGGCCCACCAUCAAAGCGAGCCCCCCACCGGCUGGAUGGGAACGAGCGACGAGGCCAAGAAUACCAUCCUGCACCUCCGCGAGAGCCUCGUGCGACAGAAAGAGACCAUCCUAGACCAGAGGGAGACGAUCAGGGAGCUGACCGCCAAGCUCGCUCUUUGCGAGGGCUUCGCCAGGUCGCCUCACGACGAACGCCUGAGCGCGCCCUCGGACCACGCCUACCACGACAACCAACACGUAAACCUUAUACCGGACUCACUGCACUCUGAUGGAGCUCACAGCGCAAAGCAACAGGAGAAGGACGUCGUUAAACACGUGAGCUUAGGGGACGUGACGUCCUCGCCGGAGCAGAUGGAGAGAAUGCUGCAGGCGCUAAAGGAGAGGUUGAACAACCUGCAGAAGAGGAACUCGUCCCUGACCUACUCCAGCUCCCUGAGGGAGCUUCUGCAGAGGAAGAUUGAGACUCUGGAGGAGCAGCUGCAUCCGCACGACCACCAACACCUGAACGACCACACGGAUGACGGCAGCGACCGCGGCGGCAACCGCACCGAUAACUUUGACGAGCACAGUGACAGAAGCCAUCACGGAGAGGGAAGCCACGAUGGUGGUGACCCCGCUGGUCACGAGAACAACGAAGCAGACAGUCACAGUUACCCAUCGCAUGGAGGAUACCACGGCGACAAACUGGAGACCAUGCUCAACCAGCUUGAACUGACAGGUUCUAAGAGAAAGAACAACCCGGACACCUUCCAGCUCAAUUUCCCAAUGCGGAGCACCUACAUGUACGCGCGCAUGAAAAGGACGCUACCUCAGGAGAUCUUCGCGCUGACUCUGUGUCUGCGGCUCAAAGCCGGCGUCGGGUCCGCCAUAGGGACACCCUUCUCCUACUCUGCGCCGGGCCAGGCCAACGAGCUUGUGCUGAUCCAGUGGGGAGGGAACCCCGUGGAGCUGCUGAUUGACGACAAGGCUGUGUCUCUGCCUGUGACGCUGAGUGAUGGGAAAUGGCACCACGUGUGCGUAACGUGGUCCACGCGGGACGGACACUGGGAGGCCUACCAGGACGGCGACCUGCGGGGUUCUGGGAUCGACCUUGCCCCCUGGCAUCCCGUCAGAGCAGGAGGGGUGUUCAUCCUGGGACAGGAGCAAGACACUCUGGGAGGCCGCUUUGACGCCACGCAGUCGUUCGUGGGGGAGCUAGCCGAUGUGCAAAUGUGGUCUUCGGUCCUGAGCGGAGCCGACAUCCAGGGUCUGGUGUCGUGCGGCGGCCGCCUGACCGGCGACGUCAUCUCGUGGUCCGACUCGGACGUGGAGCUGCACGGGGGUGUGGUGAGGCGCGCCUUUGAACCCUGUCACUAAAAAAAAAAAACUGAAGUGCAUCCAAGCUGACGAAGAUAUUUAGAAAGACCAUAAUGCUGUAAUUGGGGGUCGAAGACAACAACAACAAAAAAGCCUCCAAAGUGAGAAUCAAUGCCUUUGUUUGAACUUUUUUUUGGGUUACUUUUAAAGUCUUUGUAGUUAUAUAAUGGUCUGAUUGGCCAAUAUUUGAUUAUCGGUUAGGUGCUGUGACAUAUUGUCAUGUUGUUCAUAAGUUAAAUUUACAGUUUACUUUCUGUUGUAACAAUGUGUUGACAAAAAUAUUAUGUGGAAGAUUUCCACAUAAAAUACAGCUAAACAGCCAAAGAAAUUGUCAUCAUUUUGUUAAGACUUACAUUUACUGAUGUGGAUUUUAGUCAAAGUACAUUUUAGGCAUCGACUCUUAAAAUGUAUUUUCAAGCAAAUCCUAGUUUUCUGUAAUUGACCAUGUUGUAAUUGUUGUUUUUUGAAAGUGCACUGAAUUGUGGCUGUCCUGUAUUAACUGUUUUUUGGGCCAAUUCAUUGCAUUUGCUUAUAUGCUAAUUUACUGCAAGCAGUACAAAUACAUUUUUGAAUCAUA
Molecule: messenger RNA, 2301 nt
Organism: Phycodurus eques (leafy seadragon)
Lineage: Eukaryota; Metazoa; Chordata; Actinopteri; Syngnathiformes; Syngnathidae
Product: neuronal pentraxin-1
Exons: 6
Coding region: 195-1724 (509 amino acids)
Source: RefSeq, a predicted model, not a curated record